Messenger RNA from Plutella xylostella (diamondback moth), 5604 nucleotides. The record is from RefSeq and is a predicted model, not a curated record. NCBI's taxonomy places the organism in Eukaryota, Metazoa, Arthropoda, Insecta, Lepidoptera, Plutellidae.
AUAUGUCUGCCGACGUCCGUCAUUAUGCCAAAUUUGCUUGCUAAAAUGUAAAAACGGCAAUCGUUGGCAAAUUCGUGAUGUUAUAGUUGUAAAUAUCCUUAAAAUUGGUGCUAAUGAUCAAUUGUUACAUAGUCUUGAACUUCGUGGCUUUUAACUUUGUCAAUUUAUAGAUUUUCCUGCGCUAAAAAGAGAAGUAAGAGUAAGCAUAGGAGGACAAUGGGCAUGGAUUUCUAUUGAUAAGUUUCAGAAGUACUAUGGAAAGGUCUGGUGCCUCGUCGCUGGAUAGUAAUGGAAGUAAUGAGUCAAUAGCUCACAGCUUUGUAAGCAGUGAGCGGCACAACAACCCUCAGAUCCCGCCGCCGCCCAUCCCCAUUGAAUAUGAUGUGGUGACUACGAACCAAUGCUACGACAAGCAGAAUUAUACUGCUAAAGGCGGGGCGCACGGCAUGAGCGCUUCCUACUGCGGGCCGGAGACUCUGCAGCAGCAGUGCGACGCCGCGCUCCUGGACCUGGGCCAGCUGCGGCGCGCGCACCAGGAGACCACGCGCCGCCACGACCAUGCCAUGAAGGAAUUAGAAUACUUCCGGAGCCAGCACAGAGCAGCAAUGAGCCAGCUGGAGGCGUCAGCACAGGAGGCCAGCAGUCUGCGGGGCCAGUACAGCGACCUGCUCAACGACAACCAGCGGCUGGAGCGUGAAGUGCAGCACCUGCACGAGGCGGCGGGCGGCGAGGGCGAGCAGUAUGAGCUACAGAAGAGAUACUCGGAGCUGAUAGCCAACCACAACGCGACGCUGACCACGCUGCAGACAGUACAGGAAGAAAAUGGGAGGCUGCAGGCCCAGGUUCACGACCUGACCCAGGAAAGGAACGCUGUGAUCCGCGAGCGCAACGCCCUCAAGCAGCAAGUCGCCACCGUGGUCCGCCAAUGGGAGGGCGGCGCGCGGGAGAGGGCGGAGCUCCGGGCCGCCCUCACCGCGCGCGCGCCGCCCGACGUGAAGAGAUUGACGGAUGAGAGGAAUGCCGCGCUGCAUGAGUAUACCUUGAUUAUGAGCGAGAGAGACACAGUCCACAAAGAGAUGGAGAAGCUAUCAGACGAUCUUCAAGCGGCCUUGAAGCGAGUGGCAGCUUUAGAAUCAGCCCUGCAAGCCUCGAGGGAUGAACAACGAGCCACAGCUCUACAGGCGGAGUCCCUCCGUCGCGAGAUAGCCUCGGCUCUCCAGGACCGGGACCGCGCGCUCAAGGAGUGCUGCGAUCUGAAGGCGCCACAGAACAGCGCCAACCGCGGGAAGCCCAGACAAGACAACUCCGCGUACCACCAGUUGGGCCUGUCCAGCGGGUCGGGGAAAGAGUUCGGCAACGGACAACACUCCAACGAUACCUCCUUGGACAAACUACACGGGCUAGUAGGCAUGGUAGUGGACGCGGUCGAGAAGGAGCGUGUGGACAACCUGGAGCAAGCCAACCAGGAGCUGGAGCGGCUGCGGGGGCACAUCGACAGGCUGCAGGCCGAGCUGCAGGAGGCGCUGCAGGAGGCCGAGGUUUCAAAGCGGCGUCGCGAUUGGGCGUUCUCUGAAAGAGAUAAAAUAGUGCAAGAACGAGAGAGUAUUAGGACUUUAUGUGAUAGACUGAGAAAGGAACGCGACCGAGCAGUCAGCGACUUGGCCGAAGCUCUCCGAGACUCCGACGACAUCAAGAAGCAGCGCAACUCCGCCUGCAAGCAGCUGAAGCAGCUGAAGGAACAGCUCGACUCGGAGUACUUACACCCCAACAGAGAAUAGAAUAAUAGAGACUACAAAUGGGACAUAAUCGACGUGGAGCUCAGCGGGCUCAGUCAAGACGGGGACUUGGGCUUCGAGCUGUCCGGGGGCAGGGAGGACCCUUGUAGCCCCAAUGAUCAUAAUAUCUAUGUGACGGCUGUGGCUAAGGGGUCGGUGGCUGAGGGGAAGAUCAAACCGUUCGACCGCGUCACCUCAGCCGUCGGCGUCACCUCCUGGGCUAGCGGUCGCGCCGCCUCCACGUCUCUCCGUCUCGCUCUGGCACACGGGCCGGCGCUGCUGCGUCUCGCUCGCGCCCGCGCUCAUACCGCCCACGUGCGGUUACAAGACGCCGCCGGCCUCUCGCUCGCACACGGUAUUUUCAUAAGUAAAAUAGCGAGUGGUUGCAGCGCGUCCAAGGAGAACAAUCUGUUUGUGGGAGACCGCCUCAUCAGUAUAAACAACCGCUCAGUUGAGGGUUUAACCCGUGUGUCGGAUGCCAUGAUGCUACUGAGAGAGAGGCAGCAUGUCGCACUCACUGUGGCCCGCCCGCCCGUGCCGCAAGCGCAGGGGAACAGACAAUCCCCAAUCCGAGACGGCUCCAAGCCCUACUCACACUCGCACCACGCGAGCAAGGUGGUCAACAGCUGCUCGCAGACCGACGAGCCCUGGGCCAUGCGCCACUACGACAAGUCUCCGACGGAGCCGGCGGCGGAGCUGGACCGGCGUUACGUGUACCACGUGGCGGCCGGCAGCCAGGGGAAGAUACACCAGGAGAAAGGCACUUGGGACAUGAUCCGAGGGAAGAUCGAGGCGGUCACAGGCCGAAGCAAAUCUAAGGACAAACAGAAUAAGGUUCCAGAGACUGAUGCCAUCGCUGAACUUGAUUCUGUUAUCGAAAGCUACCAUGGGAAAUCGGUCAAAGAAACCGGCAGCGUCCUAAAACGAUCGCGACGGAAGAACAAAGACUCUCAGAACGACUCUAAGAACGGAGGCACCUGGCCCAAGGCUCGAGCCAACUUCAUACUAGACGAGAACCCCACAGGAACCAUCGUGCAACCGCGUAGCAGGAAGGAGAGACCCCCCCUUUCCAUCCUACUCAGCCCCCCUACCAAACUACAGCCAGAACCGCAAAGGCCAAAUACAAACAGGAAUUCAAACCCGAUACCGUUAGGCCACCAGCCGCUCACACAAUCGACCACCCCGGCCAGACAUUCGGUCUAUAAAUCCAUAGAAUCGGCCCCCGCGAAUGCACACUUUCCCAAACCGGCCCCGCUGUCCAUACACAACCCAUACGGGCCCCCACCUACAAGUAUGAAUGUGGAGAAGUUUCGCACGAUAGAGAAAGACAAAAUGGUGAUGGAAGACUAUUCUGAACAUGACAUGACCCCGAAUAGACUGAGCUUGGCUCUCAAUCCGUCCGACGAUUCGCUAGACUACCAACCGGUGACGAGGAAUAGGAAUAAGAGUCCACAUUCCCUGGAUUUUAUGGUGAAUAAAGGACCUAGCUCGUUAGACUUUGUGUCGGCGAAAUCGCCGUCUUCUCUAGACCAUUCUAUAAAGAAUCACCCCGGGAAAGAUAUUCUGGAACAGUACUAUUCGUCCAAGAAGUCAUCUUCACCGAAGACAGUCAAUAAAUACCCUUCUGACAGCGAUAGCUUCGGACCAGACAGUUUAAACAGCAAUAUCAACCUGGGCAUGACGGGAACACUGCCAUCGCAAUCUAGACUGCAAUCUCAGUACUAUAGAGGCCCUUUUACAAACAACCCGCAUUCGAGUCGCUACAACCCAGCCAGUCCGACUAACAUCCCUCAGAGCCAAUCAGGGGAGAGUAUCGGAACUAGCUACGAAAUGCCUUCAUUCACGUCGCACUCUCACAACAUGUCGGAUUUACAGCCAGUGAGGAAUGCAAGAGGCGGGGGUGAUUACCAACAUACGUACGAAGGAGGCACGUUCCCAAGAAAGAAGGAAAACCAAAGGUUUCGAAUCCCUUCGAACCCAAGUGUGACGUCAAAAAACUCAGCGGGGAAACUUAGCACGGGAUCCAUAGAACGAAGUUCGGAGCGCAACUCGCCGAUGCCGACAUUUCACGUGGAAGUUUUGAGCCCCGGAAGAGGGUCUAAGCAGAUGACGAAUAAAGCUACAAGGAACUCAAUGCCUGAAUACUCUAGCAUCGGUUGGAACAAGCCUUUACCAGGCGAGUUAAGGCGAGUCCACAUAGACAAAAGCCAGCAGCCUUUGGGUAUUCAGAUAUCUUGCCCUCCCGGCAGUGGAGGGGUGUUUGUGUCUACGGUUAAUGAGAACUCUUUAGCCAGUCAAGUCGGCUUGCAAGUUGGAGACCAGCUACUAGAAGUAUGCGGCAUCAACAUGCGCUCAGCUACCUACACGUUAGCUGCAAACGUUUUAAGACAAUGUGGGAAUUCCAUAACUAUGCUGGUGCAGUACAGUCCGGAGAAGUACAAGGAUGAAGUGGAGGGUUCUGGAAGCUCAUCUUCAGGAGAGAGCUCCCACGAUGAAGAAGUGUCGUUGUCAGGGUCUCCCACGCCCAGAAACUCUCCAGGGCCUCAACAGUCUUUGCGAAUGGAAGCGACUACCACUGAAGUAUCGACUUUGAGACAAUCGCAUGGGAACAAAGAGUUGCCAAGGUUUCUGCUGAUAGAGAUGAGGAAUUGUUCGAAUCUCGGCAUAAGUCUGGUGGGCGGGAAUGCGGUUGGUAUAUUCGUGCAUAGUGUUCAGAAGGAAUCACCGGCUUACAAUGCGGGGUUGAGGACGGGCGAUCAGAUAUUGGAGUACAAUAAUGUAGAUUUGAGGCACGCGACGGCUGAGCAAGCCGCUUUGGAGCUUUCUAAACCUGCUGAUAAGGUGAGCGUGCUAGUCCGCCACGACCUACAACAAUACCACGACAUAAAGGACAAGCCGGGCGACGCAUUCUACAUCCGAGUGGGCUUCGACCGCUGCGCCAAGAUCAGCGCCAACACGGACCAGCUCGACCCCUACUCGCUGUGGUUCAAUAAGGACGAGGUUCUCUUCGUGGACAACACGCUCGUAAACGGAGCCCCGGGGCUGUGGCAGGCGUGGCAGCUGGACGCGCAGGGGAACAAGCUGCAGUGGGGCACCAUCCCCAGCCGGUUCAAAGUGGAAGAGCUCCUCCGCCGAUCGAUGGGUUCCCUCGAAGGGGACAGCCAACAGCGGCGCGCCUCCACCACGGCUAGAAGAUCAUUCUUCCGAAGGAAAAAGCACCGGGACUCGAAGGAACUGGCCUCGUUCUCUAAUACUGAGCUGGGAUGGUGGAGCGACUCGGGAGGGUUGGGCACGGAUGACCUGCCGCUUGUGUCGUAUCAGAGGGUUGAGCGGCUGCAUUACACAAGCCACCGGCCCGUGGUGAUCCUGGGCCCGAUGCGCGAGUGCCUGCUCGCCAAGCUCGUCUCUGAUUGGCCGAACGUGUUUGCGCUUGCGCAUAGCACCCGUCACAAGGCUAGCAUCACCGAUAAGGGAUUACACUGCAUCCUAGACAUUAGCGUGGCGACAAUAGAGAAGCUGCACAAACAACAGAUAUACCCUAUUGUGUUGCUCAUAAAGUUCAAAUCGACGAAGCAAAUCAAGGAGGUGAAAGACACUCGCUUCCCGUCAGACAAAGUGUCGGCGAAGGCGGCCAAGGAGAUGUACGAACACGCAUUGAAACUGGAGAACGAGUUUAGGAAUUACAUAUCAGCGGUGAUCCCAGCCGGCGUGAACAUCGCAUACAUGUGCACGCAAAUCAAGGCAGCUGUUGAAGAGGAACAGAACAAGACAUUGUGGGUUCCUUCAGUACAAGCCUGACCCCUGCCGCCCGCGCCGCCGCCCCGCGCCC